Messenger RNA from Odocoileus virginianus texanus, 2616 nucleotides. Its product is annotated as taurochenodeoxycholic 6 alpha-hydroxylase-like. The record is from RefSeq and is a predicted model, not a curated record. Lineage: Eukaryota; Metazoa; Chordata; Mammalia; Artiodactyla; Cervidae. Gene Ontology annotation, molecular function: monooxygenase activity; iron ion binding; heme binding.
GAAGCCACUGCACCAUGAGUGUCUCUGUGCUGAGUCCCAUGAGAGCCCUAGGCGGGGUCUCUGGGAUCCUGCAGGUGGUCUCCCUGCUCGGCCUGGUUCUGCUUCUGCUCAAGGUGGCACAGCUCUACCUGCGCAGACAGUGGCUGCUCAAAGCCCUUCAUCAGUUCCCGUGUCCUCCUUCCCACUGGUUCUAUGGACACAAGAAAGAGUACCAAGAGGAGAGUGAGCUGCCACUCCUACUGAAGAGGGUGGAGAAAUACCCGAGUGCCUGUGUUCGCUGGCUGUGGGGCACCAGGGCCUUUGUGUUGGUCUACGACCCUGACUACAUGAAGAUGGUCCUGGGGAGAUCAGACCCAAAGCCUUAUAGAACCUACAAAUACUUGACUCCCUGGAUUGGGAAAGGUUUGCUGCUUUUGGAGGGGCAGACAUGGUUCCAGCACCGGCGGAUGCUGACCCCAGCCUUCCACUAUGACAUCCUGAAGCCCUACGUGGGACUCAUGGCUGACUCUGUCCAAGUGAUGCUGGACAAUUGGGAGGAGCUUGUCAGCCAGGACUCACAUCUGGAGAUCUUUGAACAUGUCUCCUUGAUGACCCUGGACACCAUCAUGAAGUGCGCCUUCAGCCACCAAGGCAGCAUCAGGAACGACAGGAACUCCCAGUCCUACAUCCAGGCCAUCAGGGACCUCAGCUAUAUGAGCUUUUCCCGAGUGAGGAAUGCUUUCUACCAGAAUGACUUCAUCUACAGGCUGACCCGUGAAGGCCGCAGGAACCACCGGGCCUGCCAGCUCACGCAUCAACACACAGAUGCAGUGAUCAAGGAGAGGAAGGCUCGCCUGCAGAAGGAAGGAGAGCUGGAGAAGGUGAGGAGCAGGAGGCAUUUGGACUUCCUGGACAUCCUCCUCUUUGCCAGAAUGGAGAAUGGGAGCAGCUUGUCUGAUGAGGAUCUCCGUGCCGAAGUGGACACGUUCAUGUUCGAGGGUCACGACACCACAGCCAGUGGCAUCUCCUGGAUCCUCUAUGCUCUAGCCUCCCACCCCAAGCAUCAGCAGAGAUGCAGGGAAGAGAUCCAGAGCCUCCUGGGAGAUGACACCCCUAUCACCUGGGACCAUCUGGACCAGAUGCCCUACACCACCAUGUGCAUCAAGGAGGCACUGAGACUCUAUCCACCAGUGCCAGCCAUUGGCAGAGAGCUGAGCAAGCCCAUCACCUUCCCUGAUGGACGCUCCUUACCUGCAGGAAUCUUAGUCUCCCUCUCCUUUUAUGGACUUCAUCACAACCCAAACGUGUGGCUGAACCCAGAGGUGUUUGACCCAUCCCGGUUUGCACCAGGUUCUACUCGACACAGCCAUGCCUUCCUGCCCUUCUCAGGAGGAUCUAGGAACUGCAUCGGGAAGCAGUUUGCCAUGAAUGAGUUGAAGGUGGCCGUGGCCCUGACCUUGCUUCGCUUUGAGCUGUCACCGGAUCCCUUCAGGGUCCCUGUGCCCACUCCAGUCAUGGUGCUGAGAUCCAAAAAUGGGAUCCACUUGCAGCUCAGGAAGCUGUCUGAUCCAGAUGGAGACAAGGACAAGCUCUGAGGGCCCCUGCCUGCCAUCCUGUCUUGCUGUCACUCUCUCCUGUCCUUGCCUCUUUGCCCACUUCCUGCUUUUGUCUGCCCUCUGCCAGCUUGCCUCAUCUCCUGCCUCCUGCCCAGCAGCAGACUUUCUGCCCUUCUCCUCUCAACUUUCUCCAGGCUCCCUGUCUGCUUAUCUCUCCAUCUGUCUCUGACCCCCUGUAUCUCUCACUGUCUACCUGAAUCCUGAUCACCUGACAUCCUCCAGUCUGCCUGUUCUCUCUUGUAUUUCUCCACUUCGGUCUGCCUGUCUGACCCUGAAUUCAUGUACAUUUGCUUCUAAAAUAAUUUACCAUUGGCUUAGGGACUUGGGGCUUCUCUGAUGGCUCAUGGGGUAAAGAAUGCAUCUGGUAUGCAGCAGCUACCGGAGACUCAAGUUCAAUAUCUGGGUGAGGAAGAUGCCUUGGAGAAGGAAAUGGCAACCCACUCCAGUAUUCUUGCCUGGGACAUCCCAUGAACAGAGGAGCCUGGUGGAUUGAAGUUCAUGGAAUGGAAAAGAGUUGGACUUGACAGCACAGGGCAGAAUAUCUUAGAGACUUAGAAUAAUACAAAGUUAUUCUCUGAAGGCUCUGGAGUGAGAAAAAGGAAGUGGAUUUCCCUGGAAAAAGGAAGAUGUUGGCGGGCUCCCCCUCCAAGAAUCUAGGACAGGGUCCCACUCUUUGCCUUUUCUGCAGCUAUAGCUGCAAUCCUUGCAUUCCAUGGCUCCUGGGCCCUCCUCCCUAUGUGAAUCCAGCAGCAUCUCAAACCUCCCUCUGCUUCUGUCUUCACAUCACUUUCUCUUUCACCAGGACCUUUGUGAUUAGAUGAACAACUCAGAUAAGGCAGGCUUGUUCUCCUACCUGGGGAUUAGGACGAGGACACCGGGGCAGCCACUGCAGGACCUGUUAAGUCUCAUGUGACCACCAUCGGCCUGUCCCCGGCUCUCUCCAAUGGGCGAUGGGCCUACCCAUGUGUCAGUCAUGUGGCUUCCCCUCUCUUUCCCUCCCUUAAUAAAGUUCACACUGUCA